AUGGCAUAUUGGUAUCCGAAUUUUGAUGUUAAAAUGGAAUCAGUCAGCACCCUAUGUAUAGAAAAUGUUGGCUGGUUGAAAGAGCAAAAACUGGAAGUUAGUCAGUUUUUUCUUGGCAAAAAAAAUGUUACCAAGAUACCGCCAGAUGUCUGCAGUGUUCUCUCAGAUGGAAUUUGUGUGUCCACUCUGACUUCUCAAACAACCGGCCAAAGAAUGGAAGAACCAAUACUCUGUUGGGCAGAGAAGAACAUGGGUAUGCAGAGAGACACUUUAGAUCAGCAGUUCAUAAUAGUGAAGGACAAUGAUAGUGAGAUGAAUCCUUUUGAAGGACCUUGUGGAGUUGUCAUAGAGAAAAAUGGAGAUAACGGGAAGGAGUACUAUUCACACUUCAAAGGACGGGCUGAUUCAAUAUUGUCAAUGUGUUCAAGUUACUAUGACAUGAAGGGAGAAGUGCAGGAUUUGGAUGACGAAACAAAGAGUGAAUUUGCUCAAGCUAACAACAACAAUGUGAACGUAGUUGCAUUUGCCUGCAAACGUACACAGGUUGUUGAACUUGAUGAAAAUGGCCUAACAUUCAUUGGUAUGUUUGUCUUAGAAGAUAAUUUCAAUCUAGACAACAUGAGGCAAGGAAUUGAGAUUCUGAAAGAAGGUGGAGUGAAGAUGAUAUUUGCCUCGGAAGAAGAUGUUGAAGUGCUUCGUGCCAUUGGUGAUGAAACAGGAUUGCUCAACUCACAUGAUGCUCUAGUAGUUAGGGGUGCAGAUGCUACGAAGGAAAAUGUUGAGAAAAUUUGCAUUAUGGGAAAUUCCUCUCCCACACACAAGCUUCUUUUAAUAGAGGAGUUGAAGAAAAGAGAAGUGGUGGCUGUGGUAGGAGAACAAGCAUCUGAAAGUAAUGUGGUUCUUGAAGCAGCUCAUUUUGGCCUGCCUGUGGUGACUAACUGGCCUGAAACUAUAAAUUAUGUGAUUAACAGCAUCAGGGGAGGAAGAAUUGUUUGUGAGAAUCUGAGGCAAUUCAUCCAAGUUGAGGUAAUCCUGGCAAUCAGUAGCUUAUCAAUAAACUUCAUACUGGUUAUAUUAGACGGAGAUGCCCCGUUAACAUUCAUUCAGUUGGUAUGGGUUAACCUUCUUGUUACAUUUAUUGGAGGGCCAGCUUUGCUAAUUACUCAACAGGCCACAAGAGAACUAAGGGAUAAGCUUUCUAUCAGACCAAGAAAACUGCCAAUUACCAAGGGCAUGUUGAGAAACAUACUUCUUCAAGUUUCUUAUCAGACUGUGCAAGGGGAUUUGGAGCAGAGGAAUUAUUUCAAAGGUCUCGGUCAAAAUUACUUGUUUUGGGCAUUGUCUGGGCUCUAUCUUGUGUUGCAGUUUGGAUUCAUUGAAUUAGAGGCUUUCUUGUUUAGCAACACGGCACGACUGAAUUGGAAGCAAUGGGCUGAAUCCAUUUUAAUUGGAGCUGUCACAUGGUUGCUUGAUGUGAUAGUAAAAUGGGCAUCACAAUACAUAAAGAUGGUCAAAUAUUGUGACCCUGGAGUUCUUCACCUAGGUAGAAACUGGUUACAGGAUUGGUUUGCCAGAGUCAAUUGCUGGGACAGUGGACAAAGUAGCACACCAAAUCCAACUCUUGCUUCUUUGGAUUCUCCAAGAUCCUCUAGUGGAAAGGGCUGGAUAACAAAUAUAACACGUCGUGUUAAACCAACCAAGGAUAGAACUAAUACUUUGAUGGAUUAA
Solanum tuberosum (potato) is the source of this 1728-nucleotide messenger RNA. Its product is annotated as calcium-transporting ATPase 12, plasma membrane-type-like. Gene Ontology annotation, molecular function: P-type calcium transporter activity; nucleotide binding. Lineage: Eukaryota; Viridiplantae; Streptophyta; Magnoliopsida; Solanales; Solanaceae. The record is from RefSeq and is a predicted model, not a curated record. The transcript is spliced from 3 exons. Bases 1 to 1728 code for a protein of 575 amino acids. Gene Ontology annotation, cellular component: intracellular membrane-bounded organelle; plasma membrane.